AUGGAGCUAACCAGCUGCUCAUGGCUUUUGUUCAUCACGCUCUCCCUCUGUCUUGCAGCCUCGCUCAUAUUCUUGCUCAACAGCCGUCGCCGACGCAGCAAGUCGCUCCCUCCAGGCCCGCCGGCCCUGCUUUUCCUUGCCAAGUUCUUGGCGCUCCGGCAGUCCAUCUUCGACCUUCCUCAGAUCCUACGCGAGCUACACGCGCGCCAUGGCCCCGUCAUCUCCGUCCGCCUAUUCCGCCCGCUCGUCUUCGUCUCGGACCGCCACCUCGCCCACCGUGUCCUCGUCCAGAGCGGCGUCACCUUCGCCGACCGCCCGCAGGUCUUCGAGCCGGGGCACCUCUUCACCUCCGGCGCCCGCAACAUCAACGCCGCGCCCUACGGUCCAUACUGGCGCCUCGUCCGCCGGAACCUCGCCUCCGAGGUGCUGCACCCGGCCCGUGUCAGCCUCUUCGCGCCGGCGAGGCGGCGGGCACGCGACGCGCUCGUCAACAACCUACUCGCAGCCAGCGGCGGCGGCGGCUCGCGGCCCGUCACCGUGAGGCCGUUGCUAAGGCGCGCCCUGUUCGAGCUUUUCGCGUACAUGAGCUUUGGCGCCAGGCUUGGCCCGGAGGUGUUGGACGAGAUACAGGAGCUGCAGUUGUGGGUUGUGCGCAGUAUCCUCAGCUACCCUAUCUUCUACAUCUUCCCGCCCCUCACCAAGAGGCUCUUCGGCAAGCAGUGGGCUGCGCACAUGACCGUGCGUCGGCGGGUGGACGAGAUCCUUCUCCCGCUAAUCCACGCAAGGACGAAGAGCCGGGACGACAACCCGCCUUGCUACGCCGAAUCCCUCCUCGGCCUGCGGGUGCCCGGGGAGGGAGACCGCCCGCUCACCGACGGCGAGGUGGUCAGCCUGUGCUUGGAGUUCUUGAGCACUGGGAAUGACGGUACGGCCACUCUGUUGGAGUGGAUCAUGGCAGAGCUGGUAAACCGCCCCGAAAUGCAGGCCAGGGUCUACGAGGAGGUCAGGAGCAAGCCCGAGCUCAGCGAAGAAGAUCUUCAGGCCAUGCCGUACCUGAAAGCCGUGGUGCUCGAGGGGCUGCGGCUGCAUCCACCGCUCCACUUCCUCAUCCCGCAUGGCGUGCACGGCCACGGCGCGGAGAUCGGAGGCUACAAGGUGCCCAAGGGCGCGGAAGUAAACAUCCUAGUCGCGGAGCCAGGGCGGGAUGAGACGGUGUGGACGGCGCCGCUGGAGUUCCGGCCGGAGCGGUUCUUGAACGGCGGCGAGGGGUGCGACGUGGACAUCACGGGGAGGAAGGAGAUCAAGAUGAUGCCGUUCGGCGCCGGCCCCAGGAUGUGCCCCGCAUACACGCUCGGCAUGCUGCACGUCGCCUACUUCGUCGGGAGCCUGGUCAACGAGCUCCAGUGGCUGCCGCCGGCGGACGGCCAGCAGGUGGACAUGACGGAGAUACUCGACUUCACCACGGUCAUCAAGCAUCCCCUCCGUGCACGCACCAUUCCAAGGACUUGA
This is a messenger RNA of Lolium rigidum, 1509 nucleotides long. Its product is annotated as cytochrome P450 89A2-like. Lineage: Eukaryota; Viridiplantae; Streptophyta; Magnoliopsida; Poales; Poaceae. The record is from RefSeq and is a predicted model, not a curated record. Gene Ontology annotation, cellular component: membrane. The coding region runs from base 1 to 1509 and encodes 502 amino acids. The transcript has a single exon. Gene Ontology annotation, molecular function: oxidoreductase activity, acting on paired donors, with incorporation or reduction of molecular oxygen, NAD(P)H as one donor, and incorporation of one atom of oxygen; iron ion binding; heme binding.